CGUGACGUCAUCAAGCAAUAUGGCGGUCUUCAACCCAACGUUGUGUCUGUAAUCCUGUUAUUUUUACCAGAAAGCAGUCCAGGAGAACUUUUUGUUUUUUUACCCUUUAUUUUCCUUCAGUCCGGACACCCGAGCGGGGAUCUGUCGAGAUGAUGAAGACUUUCUGCGGGAGAACAAACCCGACCAGCGGAGCUCUGGACUGGGUGGAGAGCGAGGAAGACUACCACCAGGAGAUAGCCAGGUCAUGCUAUGCUGACAUGCUGCACGAUCAUGACAGGAAUGAGAAGUACUAUCAGGGCAUCCGGGCUGCCGUAGCCCGACUGAAGGCUCGAGACGAGCGGGUCGUUGUCCUGGACAUCGGGACCGGAACCGGCCUGUUGUCCAUGAUGGCCAUCACUGCUGGCGCAGACUUCAGCUAUGCUGUGGAGGUUUUUAAACCAAUGGCUGAAGCAGCUCAGUGCAUCAUCCAGAAAAAUGGAUUCUCUGACAAGAUCAAGAUAAUUAACAAACACUCAACAGACGUGACCGUAGGACCAGAUGGAGAUAUGCAGGAAAAGGCCAAUUUAUUGAUCACAGAGCUGUUCGACACGGAGCUGAUCGGUGAAGGAGCUCUGCCCAGUUAUGAGCAUGCUCACCAAAACCUGGUCCAGGAGGGUUGUGAGGCGGUCCCUCACCGGGCCACUGUCUACGCUCAGCUGGUGGAGUCGGAGCUGCUGUGGAGCUGGGCGCAGCUGCAGUCGAUGGAGGUGGAGGGGGCUCGUUUAGUUCCACCGCCCGCCAUCGGCCACUGCGCCGGGGCUCAUUCUGUGUGUGACAUCCAGCUGAGCCAGGUUCCUCCCGCGUGCUUCACCCCUCUGAGUCCUCUCUGCACCAUGUUCAGUGUAGACUUCAGCAAACCAGUAAGCAGCGCCUCUCAGUCCCACUCCUCCAAGUUUGUGGCUCAGUCUGGAGGUCGGGCUCAGGUGGUCCUGUCCUGGUGGGACCUCGACAUGGAUCCAAGUGGAACCAUUGUAUGCACCAUGGCUCCCAGCUGGAUGUACCCACAGCCAACGAUGGCCCCAUGGCGGGAUCACUGGAUGCAGAGUGUUUACUUCCUGCCUGUUGAAAGCCAGGUGGCUCCAGGAGACGAGCUCAGCCUGACGGUCUGCCAUGACGACUACAGUCUGUGGUACAGCCUGCAGUCUCUCAGUCAGAAAGAAGUGCAGUCUGAGUCUCCUCCCUCUCGACCUUGUUGCACCUGUCAGGCUCACCUGGUUUGGACUCGGCCCCGAUUCGGUGAACUCAACGACAGACGGCGAACAGAGAGCUACGUCAGCGCUCUUCGCAACGUUCUGAGCGAGGACAGUGUGUGUCUGUCCGUCAGUGAUGGAAGUCUGCUUCCUGUGUUCGCUCGCAUGCUGGGAGCUAAGAAGGUUUUCAGCUUGGAAAACUCCAGAAUGUCUAAAAAAGUUAUUGAGCAGGUGUUGGAAGCGAACUCCAUGACAGGAGGAGUUGAACUGCUGGAAAUCAGACCUGAGCAGCUGAGCAGUCAGGAUGUGGGAGAAGAACAGAUCUCCAUCCUUAUGGGGGAGCCGUUCUUUAGCUCCAGCCUCCUGCCGUGGCACUCCCUGUCUUUCUGGUACCGUCGCACCGCUGUGGCGGGUCUUCUGCGACCCAGCGUCACCAUCCUGCCCUGCUCGGCCUCGCUGCACAUGGUGGCUGUGGAGUUCCAGGAUUUGUGGAGGAUAAGAGCUCCGUGUGGAACAUGUGAGGGCUUCGACGUCACCCCCAUGGAUGAAAUGGUCCAGCGGUCUCUGGACUUCCGCGAGUCUCGUGAGGCGGAGCCCCACCCCUUGUGGGAGUACCCAUGUCGAGCUCUCACUCAGUCCGCUGCUGUCAUGACCUUUGACUUCACACGGUGCGUCCCUCAGCAGCCAAUCAGCAGCCAGGGCUCGCUGCCUUUCAUAAGGAACGGUCGGUGCCACGGCGUCGCCUUAUGGAUGGAAAUGCAUCUAACUGAUGACAUCACUGUCAGCGCAGGUCUGACUCGACCAAUCACUGAGCAGGGUGACUGCGAGUGGACUCGACACAGGAAGCAGGGAGUUUAUUUCUUCAGGUCGCCGUGGGAGAGUUCAGGUGACGGCAGGACUGCCGUAUCUUACAGCUUCACCUUUGAACCCAGUUUAGGAGACAUUAAGAUGGACUUCAGUCAGUGUACAUCUGUCAGCGACUGAAGAAGUGUUACUUCAGCACAGUUUUUGUGGAUAUUUAACGAUUGUUCUCAUUAUUGCUACAAUGACUGAAGUUACAGUUUGCCUUUUUACGAUGCAUCAUCUGAAAACAUCUUACAAGACUAAUUCUCAGGGUUUGUGUGUGUCAGAGAUAAACAGUUAUCCUGAAUUUACAGAAAAUCUGUCAAGUAAAACCAAACGUUGUUGCAGUGUUUUGUUUUACAUUUGUUUAGUCUUGGCUGAUUUUAUGGAUUCUGGUUCAAAUUGUGCAUUUCUAGUUUAUCUCUUCUAUAGUUCAGUUUGUCACAGCUUCGCACGAGAAGCUGCACAAAAUGACAACAGCAACAAGAUGAACUUUUUGCAGCUUUUGAUAAACCACAUUUUAUACAUCAAUAUUUGAAAUGUUUGUGUUGUGCAGCCCAAUUUAAAAAUGUUUACGUCCUUGGAACAACCAGUUUAAACGU
Nematolebias whitei (Rio pearlfish) is the source of this 2674-nucleotide messenger RNA. It is a transcript of the gene prmt7, whose product is annotated as protein arginine methyltransferase 7. The transcript has 17 exons. Gene Ontology annotation, molecular function: protein-arginine N-methyltransferase activity. Bases 150 to 2213 code for a protein of 687 amino acids. Gene Ontology annotation, biological process: peptidyl-arginine methylation. The record is from RefSeq and is a predicted model, not a curated record. Lineage: Eukaryota; Metazoa; Chordata; Actinopteri; Cyprinodontiformes; Rivulidae.